AUGACAUUAAAUUCUUCAUCGGUUUCUGGGUCCUCAUCAGCUUCACCCAACAAUGAUUCGGAAAUUGCAGAUUUGGAAACAUCAACUACCUCUCAAGUGGAUCACUCCAGCGGAACCACCGACCACAGUGGAAAAAGGCUCAUCAUUCAAAAGAUGGUUCUCAAGAAUUUCAAAUCAUAUGCUGGUAAAAGAGAAAUUGGUCCGUUUGACAAGAGUUUCACAUGUGUCGUUGGACCAAACGGAUCAGGAAAAUCCAAUGUUAUUGAUGCCAUUCAAUUCGUGUUCGGAAAGAAGGGUAAAAAAUUGAGACUGAAAAAGCUUUCAGAAUUAAUUCAUAGCUCUAAGAAUUUUCCAAAUCUUGAAGAAGCCAGUGUUUCCGUGCACUUUGCAGAGAUUUUUGUGAGCAACGAUAACAUCAAUAGUAACGAAAUUGUUCCAGAUUCAGAAUUUAUUGUAAAAAGAACAGUCAAUAAGAGCAGUGUUUCAACCUAUUACAUAGAUAGUAGAAAAAGCACAUAUACAGAGGUUACAAAUCUUCUCAAAUCCAAGGGAAUUGAUUUGGAAAAUAAUAGAUUUUUAAUUCUUCAGGGAGAGGUUGAACAAAUUUCUCUCAUGAAACCAAAGGCCCCAUCAGAAAACGAAGAUGGUUUACUGGAAUAUAUCGAAGAUAUUAUUGGAACAAAUAAGUAUGUGGAGAAGAUUGACCAAUCAUUGGUGGAGGUUGAACAAUUAAAUGAAAAGAGGCAAGAAAAGCUCAAUCGAGCGAAUGGAGCCAAGAAAGAAAAGGAGGCUUUGGAGGAACCUAUGAAUGAAGCGAUCAAAUAUUUGAAAAAGAAACGAGAUCUUGUUGAAAAAUAUCACUUGCUUGCUCAGAAGCAGCUUUAUGAUGCCUCUCAAAGAUUGUCACAAAAACAAGACGAGAGCUCCAAGCUCAAGGCACAGCAUGAAGUCGAGAAGGAAAAGCUUUCACAGAUCGAUACUGAAAUUUCCAAAAAAGAAGAAGUAUUUAAGAAUUGCAAGAAAGAGCUAGAAUUAAUUUCUAAAAAACUACAAAAGCAAAAAAGCAAGUUUUCUGAAUUUGAGAAUAAGGACGAAAAAUUGAAAGAGGAUUUGAAAAUCACGAAAAAUAGAAAACAACAAUUAGAGAAGAAUCUCAAGUCGAGUGGAGAUAAAAAAGAUGAUUUGCGACAAAAGAUCGAUGAAUGCGAGAGUACGGAGGAAAGUCUCAAGAGAGAACUUUCUAAACUUACACCAGAUCUUGAAAAAGCUACACAAAAGGUCGAUGAGAUAUAUCAACAAUGUCAAAAAGAAAUAAGCAAAUUAUCUCAGCAGAAAGAGGAAAAAAACAAGCAACUUGCUCCAUAUAAACAGAAGGAAAAUGAAAUUAAGGAAAAAAUUUCAUUGGUUGAAUCAGAGAUCAAGCUGGUACAGGAGAAAAAAGACAGCGUCAAAAAGGAGUAUGACAGGAAGAAAUCAGAGUUGGAGAAACUAAACAUCCAACGUACGACUAAAAAAGAAGAAAUCACUAAAAACAAAAAGAUACAAGCUAACAAUAUCAAUAGGAUAAAGGACGAAAGAGAGCGACUAAGCAGUAUCGAACAUAACAUGGGUGAUACGGAAAAGAAGGUUAUUGAACUGAGGCAGCGUUAUUCGACCUUGAAAACCGAUCAACAGAAUAGUAUUUCACAGAAUAGGAUUGUUCAGGCUUUGCUUAACGAAUCAAACAUUGAAGGUGUGUGUGGCAGAUUGGGAGAUUUGGGAACCAUCGACUCAAAGUAUGAUAUUGCAAUUUCAACGGCAUGUGGUUUUUUGAAUAGUAUCGUCGUUGAGACGACAGCAGCUGCAACAGAAUGUGUUGAAUACUUGAAAAAGCAUGGAUUAGGUGUUGCCACAUUCAUUAUUCUUGAAAAGAUCAAUCCUCCUCAGACUCUUCCUGAAAAUUCCAUUCCUGAAAAGGUACCACGCCUCUUUGAUCUUAUAACCCCAAACGAAGAACGUUUCAGAAGUGCUUUUUAUUAUGGUGUACAGAAUACCCUUGUAGCAGCCGAUCUGGAACAGGCUUCUAGAAUAGCUUACAACAAGCAGAAGAGAUGGAGAGUUGUGUCACUGAAGGGCGACCUUAUAGAAGAGUAUGGUACCAUGAGUGGUGGAGGUAAAACAAUCCUUAAAGGACUCAUGACCCUUUCGGGAAAUGCCAAGAAAAUUGUUAGAAUAUCCGAGAAGGAGAUUAUCGAAGCAAAAUCUAGUUUAGAAAUAGCAGAGCAAGACUAUUUGCAAAAACAGUACAAACGACAAAGUAUUUCUCAGGAACUCAAAAGGUUGGAAGCAGAGAAUUCCAACAUUGACAUGCGCUUAAAAGAAAUUUCACUUGACAUUGAAUCCAUUGAAAAAACUACUAUCGAUUUGCAAAACCAAAUGAAAAACAUGGAAAAGGAUCUCAAGAAAGAGAGUAACAAAGAGCAUGAUGAUCGGUUGUCUGACCUGAACAAUGAAUUGGAUGAAUAUAAAAAGGAGUUGGAAGAUCAUAGAAGAAAAUUCAAAUCUUUAGAAGCAGAUAUGGAAAAGCUCAUUCUUCAAAUUGAGAACGUGGGAGACGGAAAACUCAAAAUGCAAAAGGAUAUUGUAAAAGAGCUAAACAACAAAAUUGAUGAUGCCAACCUGAAGCUUAACAAGGUCCAGGUCCAAAGAGAGUCCUACGAAAAGAGUCUCAAAAAGCUUGAAAAGCAGCUAAAGUCUGAACAAGAAGAAUUUGACAACAUUGGCAAAAAAAUAGAGGACAUUGAGACAAAGAGAAAGCUCAUUGAAGAAGAGGCGGCUCCAAUCAUGAUGGAAAUAUCUGAUCUUGAAGAAACGCUCAAAGAAAAAGAGAAGGAAACGACACAGAAAGAGAGUGAGUGUGAACAAGUGCGAAAACAAUUCACUAAAGCUCGAGAGAAAGAACUUGAACUUAAGAAUGCAUUGGAAGACUGUAUCAAAGAGGUUAAGGAAAUUGAGAGGUUGGUCCUAAAAAGACGAGAAGAGAUGGAAAAACAUGAAAAGUCCUACGACUCUGAAUUUGAAGCUCUUUUCGCGCUAGAGAAUGCAGAACAAAACGAAUCUGGAAAGAAGAAAGUGAAGGAAGAGCGAAAGGAGAAAGAAGACGACGAGAUGGACACCUCUGACGAUCGGGAAGAGACCAACGACCAUUCUCAAGAAGAUGGCAAUAGGAUGCAAGACGACGAUGACGAUGACAUGGGUAAAAGCUUUAGUACAAAAUUGACAAGAAAGAAAAAGCAAGAUCUUCAACACGUGAACGUUCAAACAUUGAAUUACGAUAUCACUAUUCUCGUUUCUGAGUUGGAGAAGAUGAAACCUAAUCUUUCUGCUAUCGAAGAUUACAAAAAGAAAGAGGAGGAUUACAAGCUCAAAGUUAAAGACUUUGAACAAGUGACCAUUGAGAGAAAUAAGGCCCAAAAAUUGUAUGAGGAACUACGAAGAAAGCGUCUAGAUGAGUUUAUGAGAGGCUUCACUUCGAUCACAAUGAAAUUGAAAGAGAUUUACCAAACCAUUACUUUGGGAGGUGAUGCUGAAUUGGAACUUGUUGACAGUUUAGAUCCAUUUUCAGAAGGAAUUGUUUUUUCCGUUAGACCACCAAGAAAGAGCUGGAAGAAUAUUUCAAAUUUAUCUGGAGGUGAGAAAACCUUGUCUUCUCUUGCUCUGGUAUUUGCUUUGCACCACUACAAACCAACCCCAAUAUAUGUGAUGGACGAAAUUGAUGCAGCACUUGACUUUAGGAAUGUCUCCAUUGUAGCAAACUAUGUCAAAGAGAGAACCAAAAAUGAUGCUCAGUUCUUAAUUAUCAGUUUGAGAAACAACAUGUUCGAAUUGGCAAAUACUCUGGUUGGUAUUUACAAAACGAACGAUGUUACCAAGUCUGUAACAAUCAAUCCUUCGUUAUUAUCUGUGCCAAAAGGAACAAAUAAGACAAGUACUGAACAAGAGUAA
Messenger RNA from Naegleria fowleri, 3984 nucleotides. RefSeq lists its product as uncharacterized. Gene Ontology annotation, cellular component: chromosome. The record is from RefSeq and is a predicted model, not a curated record. Gene Ontology annotation, molecular function: ATP hydrolysis activity; ATP binding; protein binding. NCBI's taxonomy places the organism in Eukaryota, Heterolobosea, Eutetramitea, Acrasida, Naegleriidae. The transcript has 2 exons. Gene Ontology annotation, biological process: mitotic chromosome condensation. Bases 1 to 3984 code for a protein of 1327 amino acids.